Molecule: messenger RNA, 201 nt
Organism: Gaeumannomyces tritici R3-111a-1
Lineage: Eukaryota; Fungi; Ascomycota; Sordariomycetes; Magnaporthales; Magnaporthaceae
Exons: 3
Coding region: 1-201 (66 amino acids)
Source: RefSeq, a predicted model, not a curated record
AUGACGCUCCUGCUCGACUCUGCCACAUCUCACGCCCGAUUUUUUGCUGGACACAUCGAGAAGCCAGAUGGAGAACAAGAGCCCGGCGCAGGCCCUCAGCAGCACGCGCGACUGCCCCAGUUGCAGCCCUUUAAAGAUCUGGGAGCCAAACUUCCAACCCUCUCUAGGGCGGUGCCCGCGAUGCCAGCGGGAGGCCGGUGA